GACGAUGUUGAACUGGUUUUCAGCUUGCGCAUCAUUAUCCAAGCCACCAAUAUGGCCCCACGUCCGGGUCUUUGCGCAAGCUCCACAGGCCAUGCAGGGAGCUACGAAUGCGUUGAUGAGAAGGACCUGGAGCUGGAGCAUGUGCUGGUGAUGUUCCGCCAUGGAGAUCGAUCCCCGAUCAGCCGCAACAUCAGCGCCAAAGUGAAGAUGACGCAGCCGGAAACGGAUUUCUGGGUCUCACGUUUGGCUGAGCUGAGCGUCGUUGGGGCACUCAAUAGCGGGACGAGAGUGGUGAGUUAUCACGAAGGCGAAUGUAGCGAAGAGAGCUGCUUCGGCAAGCAAUUUGAGGUGCCACCGCCGCCUCAGCAAGGAGGACGUUGGCCUUGUGGACAGUUGACAGCCAAAGGGAUCGACAUGAUGCGAGUCAAGGGCCAGCAACUAAGAGAGAGGUAUAAAACAUUGAUGGAGGGCAUGGUGGAUCCGGUUCGACAGAUCCACGUGCAGUCCACCAAUAUCCGGAGGACCAUCCGCUCGGCGCAGAGUCUUCUGGCGGGACUCUUUCCAGAGUACUUUAUGAACGUCAACGCAGAUAACAAUCUGGCAGCUAGUGAGAAUUUACUGCCGGAUAGUAGAAAGUUUUUGCAGAAUAUGCAGACGAACAGGAAGAUGAAGAAGGACGGGGGUUUUGUGAUCCACGCCGACGACUCGAAUAGUCUGGCGCCGCAGCACUCGUACGAGUUGUACCAAGAUCUGGGGAAGGUCCUGGCGGACGAGCUAAGACAACACGCUCCGCCAGGGUUUACCAAGGCGUCGCAGAGAAUCAGCACGAUUAUUGGAGCAAAGUCGAGCAAGCUGGUCGCCUGGACAGGACUGCGCGAGGUGUUGGUCUGCCACCAAGCACACGGUUUGGCAUUCCCGGACGGCCUGAACGAGCAGCUCUUUACUCAGAUCUGCGAAUACGACGCCUGGUUGUGGCACCACCUAUAUGGCAGGGUGGAUUUCUGUCGCGUCAGCUUCAAGGCCGGCGUGCAGCGCAUCUACUCGUACCUGGCCAGCGUCACCCAGGUCUGUUGUCUUCCGGUUUGAAUGCGUUCUUUUAGUGCUUUGUUCACGGUGUCUUUGUUGCUGCAGGGUGCUACCGAGCACAAAAUGUCGCUCUUCUCGGCCCAUGACAACUCGCUCGUGGCGCUAGUGAACGCGCUGCAGCUGCAGGUUCCGCGCGUGAUUCCUCAUUACGGCGCCAUGCUGAUCUUCGAAGUGUUUCGGCACCUCGUCACGGGCGAGUUCUACCUCAAGGUUCUGUUCGAAGGCGGUGCAGUGACCUUCGCGAGUCACGAGCACUCGGCGCUGUGUUCAUUUGCCGUGUUCCAGCAGGCUGCACAGAGCUUCUUGCAAGUGCAACAACCUGACGCCGCGUUGUGAGCGUGCGUAAUUAUCUGUCCGUCAAUGGUGUCCUCCAGUGUCCUCCUCGAUGACACGACGUGACGUUUCUCGCAUCUGAUUGGUUGAAAUAAUAAAGGAAAUCUAUCAUUCUUUUAGGAAGGAUUGUUGUGGGGUCCACACGGA
Molecule: messenger RNA, 1566 nt
Organism: Phytophthora nicotianae INRA-310
Lineage: Eukaryota; Oomycota; Peronosporomycetes; Peronosporales; Peronosporaceae
Exons: 2
Coding region: 52-1086 (344 amino acids)
Biological process (GO): dephosphorylation
Molecular function (GO): phosphatase activity
Source: RefSeq, a predicted model, not a curated record